This is a messenger RNA of Lottia gigantea (owl limpet), 1590 nucleotides long. RefSeq lists its product as hypothetical. The coding region runs from base 1 to 1590 and encodes 529 amino acids. Gene Ontology annotation, cellular component: membrane. NCBI's taxonomy places the organism in Eukaryota, Metazoa, Mollusca, Gastropoda, Lottiidae. Gene Ontology annotation, molecular function: transmembrane transporter activity. The transcript is spliced from 9 exons. Gene Ontology annotation, biological process: transmembrane transport. The record is from RefSeq and is a predicted model, not a curated record.
AUGAAAUUCGACGAGAUAAUUGAAAUUUUAGGAGAAUUUGGAACUUACCAGAAAAGGAUAUAUUAUCUGCUAUGUUUGCCAACCAUAUCAUGUGCAAUUCAGAUGCUUAUACCGGUCUUUAUACUUAAUGUUCCUAAUCAUAGAUGUCAACUACCGAGUGUAUUUAAUGAUACUUCGUAUUUUCCCCAGACCAAUCGGCUGUCUUUUUAUGUCAACCAUUCCAUACCAUUAGAUAAGAAUGGUGAAUGGGAGAAGUGUGACAGAUAUGAUGUCAAUCUCACCUCCUACACUAAAGAGUCAGCAGUCGAUGUUAACGCUACCAGAUCAGACUGUAGUAAAUGGGUGUACGAUACCACUACAUUCGUCGAUACUUUUAUCACAGAGCAAAAUAUGAUCUGUGCGGAUUCUAUCUAUCGUUCCCAUGCAAACAUGAUUUUAAUGGCUGGUUUGCUCGUUGGUGCUUUUGGUUUCGGCAUUUUAUCUGAUAUAAUUGGUAGAAAGAAAGCGUUGUUAUGUUCUGUAUUGCUUCAUAUUGGUGGAUCUAUAGCAACAUCAUUCGCUCCCAAUUAUACAGCCUUUGUGACCAUCAGAUUCAUAACCGGGGCUUCCAAUGCUGGUUCAUUUAUGUCAGCCUUUGUUUUGGGCGUGGAGAUGGUUGGCCCAUCUAAAAGAACAUUUGCUGGAAUAGUUAUAGAAAUGUUUUGGUGCAUUGGAUUAUUUAUACUCAGUAUGGUGGCGUUCUUAGUUAGAGAUUGGAGUACUUUACAACUGUCAUUAUCAGUUCCAUCGACACUUUUACUUAUUAUGUUCUGGUUUGUUCCCGAAUCUCCAAGAUGGUUAGUUUCAAAGAACAGAACUGAAGAAGCUGAAAAAAUCUUACGAAAGGCAGCUAAAGUGAAUAAAGUUGAACUACCUGUGAAGCUGUUUGACAAAGAUACACUCGAUGAUGGACCACAAGCUAAAGUAUGGGAAAUGUUUACAUCACCAAUUCUACUAAUAAGAUCCCUGAUUAUUUUCUUUAAUUGGAUGGUUGUAAGUAUGGUAUAUUAUGGAUUAGGUUUAAAUGUGAGCAACUUAGGUGGAGAUAUUUACGUUAAUUUUACUAUCGCCAACAUUGUGGAGCUUGUUGCCUACUUCCUGUGUUUGUUGCUGUUAGAUAGAAUGGGAAGGAAAGCUUUACAUUGUACCAGUAUGUUAUUAGGUGGUAUAGCUUGUCUCUGUACCAUAUUUCCGGUGAUUUAUGGCAACUCCUCCCAUGAAUGGAUAACCAUUACUCUGUCAAUGGUCGGCAAACUUGGUGCCUCUGCUGGUUUUGCUGUUAUUUAUGUGUUUUCUGCGGAAUUGUUUCCCACCGUUGUAAGGAACUCUGCGAUGGGUGUCAGUUCUUUCUGUGCUCGUAUAGGUGGAAUGGUAUCACCAUAUAUUGCUGAUUUGGGCGCACUAGUUAAAGGUGAUUUUGGUACAGCGUUACCGCUAUUAGUGUUUGGUGGUGUAUCUGUAGCAGCUGGUUUACUAUCACUCUAUUUACCAGAAACAUUGGAUAAAAAUCUCCCGGAAUCCAUAGAAGAUGCAAAAUAUUUUGGCAGGUGA